CAAUAAGGAAGAGAAAGGAAAACUCUCCAGCCCAUCCCGUGUUGCUCAAAAUCACUGAAAGAACAGGCGGACUGAUGGAAGCACUUUCGCUUAGGAAAAUUGAAAAUUGGAUACAUUUCUUUUGAGCCAGGACCAGUGCCCUUUAUCCUGCUGCAAGACCAUGGAAGACACUCAGAGGCCACGGAGCUGCAAACAGGGAAUCCUCCAAUGCCUCAUCGUGAUGUUUGCUUGGAAAGCAGUUUCUGGGCAGAUCCACUAUUCCAUUCCUGAAGAGGUGCAUAAAGGCUCUUUUGUGGGGAAUAUUGCAAAGGAUCUGAGAAUGGAUGGCAAGCAGCUUUCAGACCACGGACUUCGCAUUGUUCCCAAUGUAGGUAUGAUUCAGUAUUUUGCUUUGAAUGUCAACAAUGGCCACUUGCAAACCUCUGAGAGAAUUGACAGAGAGAAAAUCUGUGGAGAGGUAGAGAAAUGCAUUUUAACGUUCCAGGUUCUUCUUGAAAGUAAAUUAAAGCUUUAUGGAGUUGAAGUAGAAAUCACAGACUUAAAUGAUAAUGCUCCCCACUUCCCUGUAGGAGAACAGGAGCUGGAGAUCAGCGAGGGAUCUUUACCCGGAUUUCUGGUCUCUCUUCCUGAAGCGCAAGAUCCAGACCUGGGGAUAAAUUCUAUACAGAGUUACCAACUCACAGGCAGUGGCCAUUUUUCUCUGGAUGUGCAGAUAGGACCAAAUGGUAUCAGAAAUACUGAGCUUGUAUUGGAAAAACCUCUGGACAGAGAGGAGCAGUCAGCUUAUGAUCUAAUUCUCACAGCUACUGAUGGAGGCGAUCCUGUCCGAUCUGGCACUGCGCAAAUCAAAGUCAAAGUUCUGGAUGCAAAUGACAAUGCACCAGUUUUUACCCAACCUGUCUAUGAAGUGAGUGUCAAAGAGAAUAUUCCUAAAGGAUCCACCAUAGUUACCAUAAGUGCCACUGAUCUAGACGAGGGAAUCAAUGGAGAGGUGAAAUACACCCUCAAAAAUCCGACAGCACUUGAUUUCCCAAUGUUUCUCCUUAAUUCCACAACGGGUGAGAUUACUCUCACAGGCAACCUUGAUUAUGAGGAAUCCUCUUUCUAUGAAUUUGAAGUACAAGCCAAAGAUGGGGGAAGGCUGAGUGCCAGAACCAAAGUUAUAAUCUUCAUUGCAGAUCUGAAUGACAAUGCACCUGAAUUAGCAAUUACCUUUGCCAACAAUGCCAUUCUUGAAAAUUCACCACCCGGAACAGUCAUUGCCAUUUUAAACGUACGAGACAGAGAUUCCGGCGUCAACGGGGAGGUCACAUGCACAGUCCCCAACAACCUCCCUUUCCAGCUGAAGAAGUCAAUUGAUAACUUUUACAGUUUGGUGACACAUGAUGCCCUUGACAGAGAAGAGGUGUCAGCCUUCAAUAUUACUGUCACUGUUAGUGACCAUGGAAUGCCUCCUCUUUCUACGGCCACAGUAAUUGCACUACACAUUUUAGACACAAAUGACAACCCACCGCUUUUUGAAGAACGAGAUUAUACUUUCUACUCGGCUGAGAAUAACCCAAGAGGAUCCCUGAUCUUCUCCUUAAAAGCCAAUGAUGCAGACUGGGAGGAGAAUGCCAGAAUAUUGUAUUCCAUCAUCGAAGACCGGACGAGUAACUCCCUUCUCUCCUCCUACCUGUCCAUUAACUCUGAGACUGGGGUUGUCUAUGCCUUGAGCUCCUUUGAUUAUGAAGACUUUCGAGAGAUCCAGUUCCAGGUCAAGGCUGAGGAUGGAGGCUCCCCACCUCUCAGCUCCAAUGUCUCAGUGACUCUCUUCAUCCUGGACCAGAACGACAAUGCUCCUGAAAUCUUGUACCCCUCCCCUCCCACUGAUGGCUCCACUGGGAUAGAGCUGGCCCCUCGCUCCUCCGAGCCAGGUUACCUGGUCACUAAGGUGGUGGCAGUGGAUGCGGAUGCUGGUCAGAAUGCCUGGCUCUCCUACCAGCUGACCAAGGCCACUGAGCCAGGGCUCUUCACCGUGGGACUCCACACUGGAGAGAUCAGGACAGCUCGUUUUUUUCUGGAGAAAGACACCCUUAAGCAAACGCUUGUGGUGUUAGUGAAGGACAAUGGACAGCCACCCCUUUCUGCCUCAGUCACUGUCACCAUAGUGCUGGCUGACAACAUCCCAGAUAUCCUCUCAGAUCUUAGCAGCAUCUCAGCUCCUGUAGAUCCCCAGUCUGACCUCACCUUCUACCUGGUGCUUGCAGUGGCCUUUGUCUCCUGCCUGUUCUUCACCUUCCUCCUUGCGUUAUUGGCAGUCAGACUUCACAGGUGGAGAACUUCACAGCUGUUUGAUUCAGGGAGUUUGAAAUUCAGUAGUGUCCCUGUCUCACAGUUUGUGGGUAUUGAUGGAGUCCGAGCCUUUCUUCACUCUUACUGCCAUGAGGUUUCUCUGACCGCAGACUCUAGGAAGAGCCAGUUUAAUAUUUCUAAGGCAAAUUAUUCCAAUGCGCUGAGCAAACCUCAGAGUUGUGAGGUAUCUGAUUCUAUGCUAUCCAGUGAAGAUUUAAAUUUGAAAAACGGUGACCCGAUCUUAAUCCAGGUGAGCCAAUGA
Elgaria multicarinata webbii is the source of this 2596-nucleotide messenger RNA. RefSeq names its product protocadherin gamma-A8-like. Bases 161 to 2596 code for a protein of 811 amino acids. The record is from RefSeq and is a predicted model, not a curated record. Gene Ontology annotation, biological process: homophilic cell-cell adhesion. Lineage: Eukaryota; Metazoa; Chordata; Lepidosauria; Squamata; Anguidae. Gene Ontology annotation, cellular component: plasma membrane. The transcript has a single exon. Gene Ontology annotation, molecular function: calcium ion binding.